Molecule: messenger RNA, 1549 nt
Organism: Corylus avellana
Lineage: Eukaryota; Viridiplantae; Streptophyta; Magnoliopsida; Fagales; Betulaceae
Product: protein ECERIFERUM 26-like
Molecular function (GO): acyltransferase activity, transferring groups other than amino-acyl groups
Source: RefSeq, a predicted model, not a curated record
AGGCCCAUAAAAACUCCCACCGGUCAUGCAAAUAUCAAAUUUCUCUUGCCCGCUCAACCCCUCUACAUAUAUGCUACAGAGAUCUUCAUCGACAGCUGAGACACACAGCAGAAGCCAAACCAUGGUAUCUACCAAAGAAGAAGACCUGAUCUAUGGCGUUCGCCAUACCUCCGUUGGACCGAGCCGAUCGACGGGGUCCGGCGUGGUUCAUGUGCUAAGUGGCAUGGACUUGGCCAUGAAGCUCCACUAUCUCAAAGGGGUCUACUUCUUCAACAGCCACGCAGUUGAAGGACUAACCGUGGUGCGCUUGAAGGAAACCAUGUUCGAGUGGCUUAAUCACUACUACUACACCAGUGGCCGGCUCUGGAGAUCGGUGGAGUCUGGCCGGCCGUACAUCAAGUGCAAUGACUGUGGGUCCAGGUUCAUCGAGGCCCAAUGUGACAAAACGGUUGAGGAAUGGCUGGAGACGAGGGAUUGGUCCCUUGAAAAGCUGCUUGUGUCCCAACAAGUAAUCGGACCUGAACUCUCAUUCUCUCCCCCACUUCUAAUGCAGGUGACCCAGUUCAAAUGUGGGGGGAUGUCACUGGGCCUGAGCUGGGCACAUAUCCUUGGAGAUGCAUUCUGUCUUUCAGAUUUUAUAAACGGAUGGGGCCGGAUCUUGGCUGGUAUUCGGCCCAACAGCCCAUCCAAAUUUCACGAACCCGACCCACAGAUUGAGAGACCCAAACACCCGCCACCGCUUUCCGUGGAGCAGGUCGACCCGGUUGGAGACCAUUGGAUAACUGCCGAUAACUGCAAAAUGGACACAUUUUCAUUCCAUGUAACCGCCAGCCAGUUAGCCAUCCUUCAAUCAAGCCCAAACCAAACGGACGAAAUUCCAAUAUUUGAAUCUCUUUGUGGCGUUAUUUGGCAAUGCUUUGCCAAAGUUAGAGAGGGGAGGGGUGAACCAAAAACGGUGACAAUAUGCAGAAAAGAUCCGACCAGACCCACCAAUGGGAUUGUAACAAACACUCAAAUUAUAAGCUCGAUUAAGGCGGAUUUUUCUGUAAUGGAGACAAGCCCAAAGAAAUUGGCAAAGUGGAUACUUAAUCAAGCUGUGGAUGAAAGAAGGCAGAUUGAAGAAUUGGUGGAGAGCGAUGGUGGGGUUUCAGAUUUCAUUGUAUAUGGAGCAAAUUUGACGUUUGUGGACUUGCAAGAGGCUGAGUUUUACGGGCUGGAGUUGAAUGGGCAUAAACCGGAUUCGGUGAGUUUCAGUGUACAAGGCGUGGGAGACGAAGGAGCUGUUUUGGUGCUCCCAGGCCCAAAAGAUUGUGGCGAAGGAAGGGUCGUCACAAUAAUUCUUUCGGAAAAUGAAGUCCGGGAGCUGAAAUCUGAGCUGGGGAAGAAUGGUCUACUGUUUGAGGGUAAUCUGUAGAGAAUGGUAUUUCAGUAAUUUGCAGGUUUCGGGGAGGGAUAGGAAAUUCAGUAAUGGGCCUUUAUCCUUGGGCUACUUCAGUCUGUAUCCAGAAUUGUUUGUAUAAUUAAAUCCACACACAUAUUAUCUUGCCAA